UGUUUUCUCAGUGGAUUUGUGGGUCGCCGAUUUGCGGAAGUUUUAGGGGCAGCGUUAAUCAGAAUUUGUGCAAAUCAUCGGCUCGAAGUUGCAGCUGGAUUUUUGAUGGAGUUUCGGGGAUUCUUCGAGUGAAUGCAGUACAGAGUGUGGCCCAAGCGCGAAUGCAUCGAGAUUGAGUUGUUCAAGCUCUGAUUUGUUGUUAGGUUGUAGACUCUUGGUUUUCCUUUCGAGCUUGUUGAAGUGCGCCGAAGAGAGGUUUUGGGUGUUUAGAGUGUCGCUAUUUGGAGAGAAAGGAAGUUUUCGAUUGUGUAAGUAGCUUUGAGAGUAGGAUCUGGUCACAAUGGGUGAUAAUUUUGUGUACAAGGAUGCGGAGGGCACCAGCACGCAGUGGGAUGAUAUUCAGCGAAAGCUCGGGAACUUGCCCGAGAAGCCCAAGCCCAAGCCAACCCCGGGCUGGGUCCCGGAUUCCGAUCUGGAAAACGCUCCCAAGGAUGCAGCAUGGCUGGAUGGGAAGUCCAUUGAUGAGCUUGAGGAUUUGGAAGACGAUUCUCUGUUAGAAGAUGAUCGGUUCCUCGAGCAGUAUCGAAAGCAGCGGUUGGCAGAAAUGAGGGAAGUGGCAAGUAAACCGCGAUUUGGGUCCGUGCAGCGAAUUUCAGGCUCCGAUUACGUUAGGGAGGUCUCUCAAGCACCUGCUGAUGUGUGGGUCGUUGUCCAUCUUUUCAAAGACGGGUUAGCAGAAUGUGAGUUGCUGGGGCAGUGCUUAAAUCAACUGGCGGCGAAGUAUACCAAUACGAAGUUCGUGAAGAUCGUUUCUACGGAUUGCAUUAAGAAUUACCCAGACAACCUUCUUCCCACCUUGUUAGUUUAUAAUAGCACCAAUGUCAUGGCCAACUUGGUGGGCCUGCGAAGAUUUGGAGGUCCAAAAUGCACUCCUGAAGAUGUGGCGCUGGUGCUUAGUCAAGUUGGGCCUGUUCUCGGCGAGCCCGGUGAGACCGAUGCUGAUGCCGUCAGGGCGAGGAUCCAGAAAGACUACGUUGAGAAAAUGGUUUUGAGGCAUGCAACAAAAGGAGGGGGAAACAAUUCUGACGAAGAUUCAUGAAUCGCAAUCAAGUAAUGGAGGCGUGUUUACCAUGAACAGUACCAUAGCUGCAAUGAUGUUACGGAUACAAGCUGAAGCGCCAAGCCUGCGUGGAGUUACUUCGCUAUGACCAUAGGAUACAUCUUCGAUGCUCCUACACAUGGGCACCUUCCGAAUCCUAGAUUACAGUUCGUAUCAGUUUCCUUAGCUGCAGAGAGAUAGAUCUAGAAGGAAUUUACGUUGACAGAGCUUCAUUUAGCUGGAGUGUCCUCUGGGCCGAGUUGGAGGGUGCUUGCAUUUCCAUCCAACUGAGCUUUGUGUCUUUGUUGUCCCUUUCAACCUAUGGAAUUGUAGGAUUAGUCGCUUUUUUCACAUCA
Messenger RNA from Physcomitrium patens, 1455 nucleotides. RefSeq lists its product as uncharacterized. Gene Ontology annotation, cellular component: cytoplasm. NCBI's taxonomy places the organism in Eukaryota, Viridiplantae, Streptophyta, Bryopsida, Funariales, Funariaceae. Gene Ontology annotation, biological process: protein folding. The record is from RefSeq and is a predicted model, not a curated record.